AUGUAUAGUGCAAAUAAUGAUGAUUUUGAUUCAUCUGAUAAUGACCAAGAAAAAGAUAGUAAUGAUGAUGAAAUAUUAGCCUCAAUAUCAACAUCUUCUUCAAAUUUGAAUUAUAAUCUAGAAGAGGAAGUCAAAAAAGUUCAAUGCUUAUUUGAUAGAUGUGAUACAGAGUAUAUGUGGUUAGGUUCAACAAGCAAUUUAUUAUCUUACCUUAGAGAUAUUCAUCAAAUUACCAAAGAAUCACUUGCAAAUAAGUUAGUAAAAGUUCAUCAACAAACAAUUCAGCAACCUAUUUAUCUUGUCGAAAUUGAUGACUUUAAGCUUUUGAUAAAAAGUUUUGAUUCUCGAUUUAAAAUGCCAUGUGUUAGUACAAUAAAAACGAUCAUAUUUGGUACUUAUACUUUAGUGGUAAAGCAAAUUAUAGAUCUUAUUUUAGGGAUGUCUGACACAGUUUCUUUAACCUUUGAUAUUUGGUCUUCACGAGUGCAUGAUGGUUACAUCAAAAUCACUUGUUAUUGGCUUACAGAAUCAUUUGAGUUGCACAAAAUUAUACUUGAAAUUGGGAAGUUGAAUAAUCAUUACGCAUUUGAUAUUGUAGAAUCUGUUAACUCUGUUUUGGAUAAAUUUAAUAUUAAUCGUCAAAAGUGUGCCGAGCAUAUAUUACAACUAAGUGUAAAUUUAGAACUAAAGCAAGUAAAUAAGCUUAUUUCAAAGUGCAAAACACUUGUUUCUAUUUUGUCAAAAGAAAAAAAAAUAAAACAACUUCGUAAAGCACAAUUACAAAUUAACCUGGGACUUAAAAAACCAUUAGAUGUCAUUAAGAAUAUGGAUAUCAGAUAG
Cetraspora pellucida is the source of this 840-nucleotide messenger RNA. The record is from the annotation of a GenBank genome assembly. Lineage: Eukaryota; Fungi; Glomeromycota; Glomeromycetes; Diversisporales; Gigasporaceae.